Molecule: messenger RNA, 3478 nt
Organism: Cyanistes caeruleus (blue tit)
Lineage: Eukaryota; Metazoa; Chordata; Aves; Passeriformes; Paridae
Source: RefSeq, a predicted model, not a curated record
AGUAGCAGCACCCGGCUGCCGGCAGUGCUGCAGGAGGAUGGAAGAUGCCUGCAGGGACCCAGGGCAUGCCCAGCACAGCUCUCCUGCCUCAGGAUCCCCUGUGCUCCCAGGGCUGGGGAUCUUGCCCCUGCUCCCUCUUCUCUUUGCGCCACUGUCUGUCUGUGUGAGCUCCCCUUCUGAGGUUGCCAAGGCACUGAAUAACAGAUGGGAAGAAACAAAGAGCCCGCAAGGAAUAAUUCCAGAUGCAACUGUCCUCAUGGGAAAAAUAUUCUAUUAUCCAGUGCCAGCGUUUGCCUUUCAGGGAAGGAUAACUCAGUACAAGGUCACUUUAGCCAGUGGUGCAGAUUUGCCAAAAUGGUUGGAAUUCAGCCCCAAAACAAACAUGCUGCAAGGGCUGCCAAUGGCAGGGGAGGGAGGAGCGUACCUGCUCAACCUUGCUGCCUCUGGAGGGGACCCUGACCAGGAAACACUGAGGGCUGCUGGAAAUUUCACCAUCCAUGUGAAGGACAGCAGUUUAUCCUUGGAAAUGCAGAACUUGCAACACAUGCCAAACAGCUACAGGUGUGGGAAGGAAGCUCCCAUCACUUGUGCUGAAAUCAUUCUCUCUGCUGGAGCAGCAGCCCUGGAAGUUCGGGAGCGCCUGUCUGUGGUGUGCAGGAUGGCAGAGUACCUGCACCUGGACAGUUCCCUGCUGACCCUGCUGCAGCACACAGGCCCAGCAGCCAGGGGCUCACAUGUCCUGGCUGAGGACACCGGGCGCAUCAACCUCACCACCAACCACUACGUGGGGCUCUCCUGGCCCGUCACGUGUGGGGGCUUUGCCCUGCUCCGUGAAUUCAUCCAGGUCUUGCAGCACAACAUGAACUCACAUCACCUCUCACGGCUGCUAGGGUAUGAAAUUGAAGGCUGGAGAAUACUCAGGAGAGGGGAGUAUGAAAGAAAGUCUCCAAGACUACACCGCAGGCAAUUAAUGAUCACACCAACACCUUCAUUAAAACCAACUAGAAUUACCCAGAGACCAGCUGCAGGAGAGGCUUCCAGACCUUUGUUCAUUCCUGUGCCAAGCCAAUUACUCACACCACUCAUGCUAUCACCUACUCAGAGCUUAUCAACUUUCUGUGCAGAAAGUAUAACCAUGGCAAGUUACAAGAUGCAGAAUGAUAGCCACCUUGUAAGUCAGGAAAGCUUGAUCACCUUAGAAAUGGACUCAGCACAGGACAUGCCAACUAACCCCACAGUUAUGUUUGCAGACUCUCAUUUCCCAGAUCUUUCACCUUCACUGAUGACUAAAACGAGGCUUCUCUUCUCUGAACUGGAAGUGCUGCCUGCUAGAGCUUCUGGUACAUCGUUGAUGUUAGAGCAGCCAGAGUCUCACGUGCCUGAGGUAGACUCCUAUUUCCUUUCCAGUAAAUCAGAGAUAUCCACAUACCAUCUCCUAGAGGACAUCACUUCAGGCACAGAGCAGCUUUCCAGGCCAUGGGUGAUAUAUACUAUUCAGGAGUGGCCUCAAAGCUCAGCAGUGGAAUUUUCUCCCAAGACAGAAUUACACUCAUUUUUGCCAGGAUCAAUGUCAGUAUCAGAAGUGCCAGAUUACAGCAAUGAGGCAGAAAGCCACUUUUCAGAACUUGAAAAGUUUUCUGAUGCAACCCUCUGUCCAGAAGCACUCCCUUCACUAUUCCAAGAAGCUUCAGUGAGGGCCACAACUUUGUCUGGCUUCACAUCUCCCAUCAAGGACACAUUCCCAGCUGUCCUAGCAAGCAGCAGUCUGAGCCAAGUGUUCACUAAUGGCUGUGAACCUCAAUCUAAACCCUCUAUGACUGUCCCACAGCCCAGUGGCUUUACAUUUGAUGGAGGGAAAAGCACAGCUUCUUCUGAGGCCCAAAGAGAAGCACAGACCCUCUAUUCCAAAUUGAUUCUCAGUGCUGAAGCCUCAGCUAGCUUUCCUCACACAUUAACCAGCACUGUCCCUGGUAAAACUGAAGCACCUCAUGAACCAAGUCUGAUCACUCUGUCCCAUGCUGACACCACUCCAGUCCUUACUGUGCCAGAAGACUUUUCUGCCUUUCACAUGUCCAGGCUAUCCAGACCAGCAAAUACAUUUCCUCCUUACAGCAGCAGCAUGCUCAGAACAGAGGCACAACCCACAAGGAUUCUACCCAGUGGCACAGAGGAAUUGCUUUCAGACAAAGAUCUGGACACAAGUGGGAUUUUGCCAAAUGUCACUGAACCUACCUUGGAGUCACACAGCAUUUCAGGCAUCAAGCCAGAUGCUGUAGAAACACCUCUGGUGACUUUAUUUAAUGCCACCUCUCACCUGCCCAGCAGCAUACCAAAGGUGGGUGAGACACUGCUGCCAUCACACCUGGAUCCAAGCACCCGGCUGUUUCCCUCAUCUGAAAGACUACAUUUUGUGGAAAGUGCGUGGAUUCUUCCUCCAUUUUCUGCUUCACAAGAGCUACAGACAGUAACCCAAGGGCAAGCAAACACUUCCCCAAAGGUUGCUCAUUCCAUUAAAUUCCUAGCAGCAACCAUCGGACGCCUGUUCUUUUUCCCUAUACCCGCCAACACAUUUGAUGACAAGGAAGACGGCAACUCCACUCAGUUAUCCCUACAAAUCCUCCCAGCUGAUGGCUCUCUGUCGGGAUCCACGAGCUGGCUGCAGUUUAACACCUCCCAGCAGGCCAUGCACGGCUAUCCCCUAGAGAUGGACUUCCAGUAUUCCCCUCAGGAGUUUGUGCUGUCUGCCACAGAUUCCGGAGGUCUGACAGCCUGGAGCCCCAAGGACAUUGUGCUGACAGCUCUCCAGCCCGGCUCCACGCUCAUCUCCUGGUACAACAGCUCACUCUGUGUAAGUGCCAACAGAUCUUCCAGCUGGUGCGGGAAAGACGAAAUCCAGCAGGCACUGGAGAAACUGAGAGUGCCAGCUGGGUCUGUGAGCCCACAGUUUGUCCAAGCAAUGCUGCCAGAGUACAGAAUCGAUAUGACUUUUGGCAUUUCCUACACUGAGGACUGCCCAGCCAGCACAAAGCCGUUCCCCAGGCCUUGCAGCAGCACUGGGCCGACACUCCAAGCCAAGAACGACUCCAAGAUGCGGAGCCCCCGUGCCUUACUGAGCAGUGUUUUUGCCACUGCUGGCGUGGGGCUGGCAAUAGUGGUCUGCUGGCUUUGCAGGUGUCCCAGGAGGAUUCCUGGAGCACAGCCUGUGAUGCUUCAGACAAACUCCCAGCUAAGCCACACUAAUGUGGAACUGGAUGCCCUGAGACCUCGUAAAGUCCCUGUACAUGAGUGCAGGGCUUCACUUUCACCUCCAUUAUGGAUCUCACCUUCAGGACCACUUCCCUCCCAUGAGCAGCAUGCCAGGACGAUCCCUCACAUCAUACCACCUUUCCAGCCACCAAAAUACCGACUCCCUCCCCACUACCCAGAAGCUCUGACCACCCACCACAACCAGGGCAACAUCCAGAGGCUUAAGUCUUAA